Lepisosteus oculatus (spotted gar) is the source of this 1067-nucleotide messenger RNA. RefSeq names its product high mobility group nucleosomal binding domain 3 (gene hmgn3). Gene Ontology annotation, biological process: chromatin organization. Gene Ontology annotation, molecular function: nucleosomal DNA binding. The record is from RefSeq and is a predicted model, not a curated record. Gene Ontology annotation, cellular component: nucleus; chromatin. Lineage: Eukaryota; Metazoa; Chordata; Actinopteri; Semionotiformes; Lepisosteidae.
UUAUUAGCAUGUUAUUAUUGGAGGUGUUUAGAUAUUGAUUCCGUAUUCCGUGUUGGUUCCAAAGUCGCGUCUUGCAGAUCCUCUUUCAUCUUGUACUGUAUUAAAAAAAAACACUGAAAACAUGCCGAAAAGAAAGUCUCCAGAGGGUGCUGAAGGCAAGGAUUCGACGAAAGUCACCAAGCAGGAGCCAACAAGAAGAUCUUUGAGGUUGUCAGCUAAACCCACUCCACCCAAGCCUGAGCCCAAGCCGCGGAAGCCUGUUGUGAAGAAGCAGGCCGGAGAAAAGGCCGCUGUGAAAGGCAAGAAAGGAGGGAAAGGGAAAAAAGACGAAAAGCUGGAGGAGGGCACCGCGCCUGCCGAGAACGGGGAGACCAAGAUCGAUGAGAUCCGUAUUUCUCGCUCGUCUGUUAGUGUGUCUGCCAAUAGAAGUACUUCUCCCAGCUUGCUGUCCGUAAAAGGGCAAACUGGAACAGUCAAAGUAAAGGGAACAGAAAACUGACCCAGCAGCUGACAAGAAAGAAUGAGUGAAGCAUCUCACAUGAACUUUUAGUUAAUUUUAUGCACCUCUUGUACUAUUGGAAAGAAGAAUAUUUUUUAUCAAGUAUUUUGUAAAUGCUAAUUUUUUUAGACCUGUGGUAGUGGAAUUAACCAAGAUACACUGUUCAUACUUCUUUUACCAAGAGCCCCACCCCCCACCACACAAUUCAAUAGAAUCCCUUUUUAACUUCAUUUCACUGGCCACACCGUCGUUUUUUAUCACCUGAAUUGCAAUUAUGAGACAAGUGUGAUUGGAUUAGCAUUCAAAUUGGAUUAGCAGUCUAUCGCUGUGUUUUUAGAACACUGUAGGGCUUGUAGUGACUUGUGUAUGUUUCUGACAGGUUUUUUUAUUCUUAUUUUGUUUCUGCCAGUUUUGCAUAGCAAUAAUCAGUGGUGCUUUGUACUAAGCGUUAAUGUGGUUGGAAAAAAAAAAACGCGCUGAUCUCCGUGAUCAGCCCCCACCUGUUUGGGAUGAAUUCCAUGGAACUAUUUUAAAAUAAAAAAGCCAUGUCCUUUGUGGCGUGUGAAUU